AUGCGCAAGACGUUACAUUCACUAAUUCUUCUGGCUAUCGUGGUGCUUACGACACAGUCACCGGAUUUUGCCGAAGCGCGAAUCAACCCCAUAAUGAGGUCUGUCCCGACACUACGUGUUUUUGCAGAAGAGAUCUUUGGAAAAGAGAUUUUUCUUUGUGGUGAGGACUCGAAGAAGAAAUGGAUAUUUUGAGGUAUUGGUCGCAGCAGCUGCCAGCACGGCUCUCGGUCCUGAGUAGAGAAGGUCCAGCUUAUCGGAACUGCUUCCUCUCGCCUAUCCAAUGUAACCUGCCAGUUCAAUCGGUCAAUCCACAGCUGAGCCGUGGUCAGCGGAGUCCAGCCAAUACGGAUGUCGUCCAUCUCCGUCGCCUCCUCUACCCAAGCCAGUGA
This is a messenger RNA of Caenorhabditis auriculariae, 389 nucleotides long. The record is from the annotation of a GenBank genome assembly. Lineage: Eukaryota; Metazoa; Nematoda; Chromadorea; Rhabditida; Rhabditidae.